CUGUGCGGCCUUCUCAACUUUGCAACCUGCCAUGAAGAGGUCUCUGCUAUCAAUUUCUCCCCUUUUAUCCUCUGCUAGAUUGUGUUCAGGGCCUCUCCAGCAUGGCACUUGGCUAGGGCCAAGGAUAUGCACGUCUGUGCGGCAUUCAACGCUCAGCACGGGCGCUCUUCGACAACCUCUGACCCUCCUUCGGACUCCACCAUCCGUCUCCCAGGGAUACUCCGUUCUGAGAUUUGUGGCUGGAACACUUUUACGUGCAACGCAUAGAAGUGGAUUGAACAGAAGCUCAAGGGGAGGUUCCGGAGGGUAUGGCGGCGGUCCAAACGGCCCAUGGCAACGAUUCCGCGACCGUCUCAACGCAAUCCCGGGGAAUGUCCUCUUCUGGGGUAUCAUUGGGCUCAACGGUGUCGUCUUCGUCUCAUGGCAAUGGGCAUGGGCAAAAUACAAAAGUAUGGGAGACGCUUCCUCGUACAUUUGGAUGAGAAACCACUUCAUUGCUAGCGCGGACAACAUCAAAGCGGGAAGAUGGUAUACGCUUCUAACAGCGUGCUUCUCUCAUGCAGACACUAGCCAUAUAUUAUUCAACGGGUUCACGUUCUACUUCGUGGCCCCGCUGGUGAUCUCCAUCCUCGGAAAUGCCGGCUUCCUUAGCCUGUACCUCGGAGGUGGCAUCGUGUCCAGUUUGGCCGGAAUUGCUUGGCGUAACUACAAGCAAGGCAAUCAGCCAUCAGGCUCAUAUGGAGCUAGCGGUGCGAUCUACUCCGUCAUCUCGUUCUUUGCUUGCGUCGCGCCCACCGCCACUUUCUACCUGUUCGGCGUCCUCCCACUUCCGGCAUGGGGUGUCGUGACGGGUAUUUUCCUCUGGGACGGUUACAGCGCCAUGAAUGAACACCGCCUUGGCACCGACACCGCGGGUCACAUCGGCGGACUUCUUGCGGGUAUAGGCUACUUCAUUGCAAAACGCUUCAGGGUAUUCUGAAAACCGAUACUAGCUCUUUGCUUCCGCGAGGACAGUCAUUCUCCGUAUGUACCACCAGAUAUAAUAGCGCACACCCCUCACUACAGCAAUUGCACGUACACCAUCACUCUUUGCUCAUUGUAACGUAUCCUGUUCAAGUCUUACCUGAUAUACGAGCUUCGCCCACAAAAUGCC
Messenger RNA from Dichomitus squalens LYAD-421 SS1, 1153 nucleotides. RefSeq names its product rhomboid-domain-containing protein. The record is from RefSeq and is a predicted model, not a curated record. Gene Ontology annotation, cellular component: membrane. Gene Ontology annotation, molecular function: serine-type endopeptidase activity. NCBI's taxonomy places the organism in Eukaryota, Fungi, Basidiomycota, Agaricomycetes, Polyporales, Polyporaceae. The coding region runs from base 32 to 979 and encodes 315 amino acids. The transcript has 5 exons.